Molecule: messenger RNA, 345 nt
Organism: Cutaneotrichosporon cavernicola
Lineage: Eukaryota; Fungi; Basidiomycota; Tremellomycetes; Trichosporonales; Trichosporonaceae
Gene: rpl22
Exons: 5
Coding region: 1-345 (114 amino acids)
Biological process (GO): cytoplasmic translation
Cellular component (GO): ribosome
Molecular function (GO): RNA binding; structural constituent of ribosome
Source: RefSeq, a predicted model, not a curated record
AUGCCCAAGGCCACUUCCUCCACCAAGAACGCGGGCAAGGCCCUGCACAAGUUCUACGUUGACUACUCGGUCCCCGUCAACGACAACGUCUUCGACCCUGCCUCUUUCGAGAAGUUCCUUCACGACCGCAUCAAGGUCGACGGCAAGACCGGCCAGCUUGGUGACUCCAUCCAGAUCACGAAGGAGGCCAACAAGCUCGUCCUCACGUCGCAGCAGUACCUUACGAAGAAGCACCUCAAGAAGAACUCGUUCGAGAACUUCCUCCGUGUUGUUGCCACCUCCAAGGACACCUACUCGCUGCGUUACUUCAAGGUCGACCAGGACGAGGCCGACGACGAGGAGUAA